AGGAACGAUAUGAAAGAAUGGAGGUCCACAAAUUUACAAAAUGUGCAUUUUAAUAAUAAUUAUAAUAUGAUAACGUCUUUAAGUUAUAUCAAAUUUUCGAGUUAUCAGAUAAUAUCGCUAAGAAUUAAUAGGUCCUUUUAGAGUCCGGAUAACAUUUUUAUAAAUUUCGUUUCGAUUAAAGAAUGCAUAACUAUUUUACAUUUCAAUAUCUACUACUUAGUGAAUAAGUAAUUUAUGAUCUCAUUAAUUCGUUGUAACAAUAUUUUAAUCAUAAUUAAUUAGUACAGUGUUGGAAAAUAAUUAUUUACAACAAUGAUUCAUAGUUUAUUUAUUAUAAACUCGGCUUGUGAUGUGUUCAUUGAAAAACAUUGGAAAAGUAUUAUUUCACGAUCAGUAUGUGAUUAUUUUUUUGAUCAACAUAGGAAAGCUAUCAAUCCAGAAGACAUUCCUCCAGUUAUAGCUACACCACAUCAUUAUCUGAUCAGUAUCUACCGAUGUGGUCUUUAUUUUGUUGCUGUUUGCAUGACUGAAGUACCACCAUUAUUUGUCAUUGAAUUUCUUCACAGAGUAGUUGAUACAUUUGAGGAUUACUUUUCAGAAUGUUCUGAAAAUGUUGUAAAAGACAAUUAUGUAGUUGUAUAUGAACUUUUGGAUGAAAUGUUAGAUAAUGGUUUCCCAUUAGCUACGGAAUCAAACAUUCUAAAAGAGCUUAUUAAACCUCCAAAUAUUCUGCGGACAAUUGCUAAUUCUGUCACAGGAAAAUCAAAUGUUAGUGCUAUAUUACCAAGUGGUCAGUUAUCCAAUGUUCCAUGGAGAAGAUCAGGUGUAAAGUAUACAAAUAAUGAAGCUUACUUUGAUGUAAUAGAAGAAGUAGACGCUAUUAUUGAUAAAGGUGGAGCUACAGUAUUUGCUGAAAUUCAAGGAUAUAUUGAUUGCAGCAUUAAACUAACUGGCAUGCCAGACCUCUCAUUAUCAUUCAUGAAUCCUCGACUUUUUGAUGAUGUGAGCUUCCAUCCAUGUGUUAGGUUUAAAAGAUGGGAGUCAGAAAGAAUUUUAUCAUUCAUUCCUCCAGAUGGUAAUUUCCGUUUAAUGUCAUACCAUAUUGGGUCACAAGGAAUAGUGGCCAUUCCAAUUUAUAUACGACACACACUUGCAUUAAAAGAAACUACUACUGGUAGUGGUCGUCUUGAUAUUACUGUUGGACCAAAACAAACAUUAGGAAGAACAAUUGAAAAUGUAGUAAUAGAGGUACCUAUGCCAAAAAGUGUAUUAAAUUGUACACUUAUUCCCAAUCAGGGUAAACAUUCAUUUGAUCCAGUUUCUAAAGUAUUGACAUGGGAAGUUGGACGAAUUGAAACUACUAAGCUUCCAAAUAUAAGAGGAACUAUAAGUCUACCAGUCAGUCCAGUUGUUACGGAUUCAAAUCCAGUUAUUAAUGUAAAAUUUACCAUAAAUCAAUUAGCAUUAUCUGGAUUAAAAGUUAAUCGCCUUGAUAUGUAUGGAGAAAAAUACAAGCCGUUUAAAGGCGUUAAAUACAUUACAAAAGCAGGAAAAUUUCAAGUUAGGAUGUAAUUUGUACACCAAUGAAAUAUAUUUUUUUAUGCAAAUAUUUGUAUAUUUGUGUUUUUAAAAAUUAAGUAUAUAAAAACAUAUUAUACUG
Sipha flava (yellow sugarcane aphid) is the source of this 1660-nucleotide messenger RNA. RefSeq names its product AP-3 complex subunit mu-1 (gene carmine). The record is from RefSeq and is a predicted model, not a curated record. The coding region runs from base 313 to 1572 and encodes 419 amino acids. Gene Ontology annotation, biological process: endocytosis; intracellular protein transport. The transcript has 10 exons. Lineage: Eukaryota; Metazoa; Arthropoda; Insecta; Hemiptera; Aphididae. Gene Ontology annotation, cellular component: clathrin adaptor complex; cytoplasmic vesicle.